AUGGCGCAAUUGAAAGUCCACAACUCCCUGAAGCCUGGUCCUCCUGUGCCCUUCACGCCCAAGGAAGAAGGAAAGGUGGCUUGGUAUGCCUGCGGUCCUACAGUCUACGAUCAUUCCCAUCUGGGACAUGCGCGGAAUUAUGUCUCGACGGAUAUUAUACGCAGGAUUAUGCGGGAUUACUUUGGGUUCAAGGUCAACUUUGUCAUGAACAUUACAGACGUUGAUGACAAGAUUAUUCUGAAAGCCCGGAGACAACGAUUGCUGGAAUUGGAGAAGUCGAAGAAUUAUACACCAGAGGUGCUUUCGAAUCUCGCAACUACCGCAUUCCAAUCCUACGCCCAAGGCAACCUUCCAGAACUCUUAAAAGAUGGAUUUGAACUCAGCCCGAACAACUAUGCGGAGAGGAGAGAUGCUAUAUAUGGGAAGGUGUUGGCUGGAGGGACUCUGACCGGAGAAGGCAAGCCAGGUGAUGAUGAAGCCAAAAUGAAGAUGCACCUCAACAACCUCACAUCCGCGUCAGUAGCAAUACAAGAAAACAAAGUGCUUGGAGGGGCAGAUGAGAUACUGCUGCCGUACCUGGACUCGCUUUACAAGGAUUCGAUUGAUGGAAGAGACCACAAGAUAUUUACGGAUGUCACGAAAUACUGGGAGGACCGUUUCAUGGAUGAUAUGGAUGCUUUGAAUGUCAUGCGACCAGAAGUUAUUACACGGGUUACAGAAUAUGUACCUCAAAUCGUCGAUUUUGUCAAUGAGAUCGUCAAGAAGGGCUUUGCAUAUGAAGCGGAUGGCUCGGUUUACUUUGAUAUUGCAGCAUUCGAGAAGGCUGGCAAUCCGUAUGCACGAUUAAGACCAGAAAGUCGGAAUGACAAAGCAUUACAAGAAGAUGGCGAGGGCUCACUUUCAAAGAACUUAGGCGGCAAGCGGGGCGCUGGUGAUUUUGCAUUGUGGAAGAAAUCGAAAGCUGGGGAACCAGUAUGGGCAAGUCCAUGGGGUGAAGGUAGACCUGGGUGGCAUAUCGAGUGCUCGGUGAUGGCAUCAGAUAUCCUUGGUUCGCAGAUGGAUAUCCAUUCGGGUGGCAUUGAUCUUGCGUUCCCUCAUCACGAUAAUGAGUUGGCACAAUCCGAGGCGUAUUUCUGCGAGCAUGGAAAGGGGCCCCAUAGUUGGGUCAAUUAUUUCUUGCACAUGGGCCAUUUGUCAAUUGCGGGGUCGAAGAUGUCGAAGUCGUUGAAGAACUUCCAGACUAUUAGAGAUGCGCUCAACACGGAUUAUACACCGAGAGGGAUGAGGGUUGUUUUCUUGUUGGGGAGGUGGAACGAUGGGGUUGAGAUCUCACCAGAUAUGAAGACAAUGGCGGAGAGUUGGGAGGCAAGUGUGAAUAACUUCUUUAUUGUUGUGAAAUCUCUUAUUGCCGAGAAGAGUGCAAAUGAUGCUCUCAAAUCUCUCUCUAUUGAUGAAAAUGCCCAAGAUGGACUCCAAGCAAGCCUUGAAAAAGCACAAAAGGAGAUGGAGACUGCACUUACAGAUUCUUUUGAUACCCCACGAGCGAUGCGAGUUUUAUCUCAACUCAUCACGGAAGCAAACACCAAUGCACACAAAGCAGAUGCAGACGUACGGGGCCUUGAAGCUGUAGCACGUUGGGUGACUAAAAUAGUCGGGAUAUUCGGGUUGGACGCAAAUGCAAAGCCACCAUACACUGGCUUAGGUUGGGCUAGCAGCGCGGCCAGCGCCAACAUAUCCCCGCAAGAAACUGUAGCGCCUUUCGCUACUGUGUUCCAAAAGGUCAAGAGCGAAGUCGAGAGUCUAGCCCUUCACUCAGAAACUCUCGACAAGCUUCUCGCCGCAAACGUCGACAGCGAAUUCGAAUCUCUAGCGACAGCAGGCUCAACCGACCCCGAAGCACUCGUCAUGCCAUACCUGCGGACCGUUUCAAGGAUCCGCGACGAGAUCCGAAAGCUAGCUCCCACAUCCCCAUCCAAAAAACAGAUUCUUUCCCUCUCGGAUCAAAUCCGCGACGACGAUCUCACGAAUCUAGGCGUCUAUCUCGAUGAUCGUAGCGAAGGCCAAAGCGCGCUCAUCAAAUUCAUCCCCAAGACAGAACUACUAGCCCAACGCGAAGAAAAAGCAGCCAAAGAGCGGGAAAAGGCGGCACUGAAAGAAGCUGCGCGCUUAGCUAGGGAGAAAAUAGAGGCUGAUAAAGCGGCCAAGGCAAAGGUUAGUCCUGUUGAUAUGUUCCGAGACGAGAGGUUCAGUGCCUGGGAUGAGGAUGGAUUGCCUACGAAGAUGAAGGAGGGGGAGGAUGUUCCCAAGAGCGCGCUGAAGAGAAUGAAGAAGGACUGGGAACGACAGAAAAAGGCACAUGAAGAGUGGAAGGCGAAGGAGGCGAAAAGCGGGAUAUAA
Molecule: messenger RNA, 2397 nt
Organism: Lachnellula hyalina
Lineage: Eukaryota; Fungi; Ascomycota; Leotiomycetes; Helotiales; Lachnaceae
Gene: YNL247W
Product: Cysteine--tRNA ligase
Exons: 4
Coding region: 1-2397 (798 amino acids)
Biological process (GO): cysteinyl-tRNA aminoacylation
Cellular component (GO): cytoplasm
Molecular function (GO): ATP binding; cysteine-tRNA ligase activity
Source: RefSeq, a predicted model, not a curated record